GGUUAUCGUUAAGGGAAAUGUUUUGGUGACCGGCUGCAGAAAAAACGCGGAUUAUUGUUUUAGUUCUCUGUUUUAUGUAUUAAAUAAGUAGAGGCGCAAAUGAACAUUAUCCAGCUACAACAGGAAUAGCGAAAUGUCAACAACAAGUCUGCGGGACCAUGGAUUUGGACGAGUUAUCAAACUUUAAUAUUGAUCAACUCCUUGGCUCCCCCACACCAUUCCAAGAUAGCCUGGUGGUUCCUUACAAGCAGGUUCCCUUGACAAGGAUUAAUGUGGGAUCCAAGCGAAGCCGGCUAGCUGAAAGAAUAUCCCACAGCGAUGAGCUGAUCCGCCAAGUAAAACAGCUAAAGGCCCAGAAUAAACAGCUGAUUGACCUGCAACGUACCGCUCAGGAGGUGACGGAUUUGUACCAGAAAGAAAAGCAGCAGCGAAUAGAACUUGAAAAGCGCUGCAAGCAGGCACAAGAUAAAUGUGAAGAUCUUGAAAAGGAACUGGACGCUCAGGCUCUAAACUGCGAAAAUCUGCAGGAGGAGCUGCAUGUCAAAGGAUUGCCCGUGGAUGCCAAAGAUGUACUAUCGAUACUUAUGCAGCUAGCACAGCGAUUGGGUGACGAUUGUGGACUCUUGCGCAGGCAUCAAAAUAUCUUGAAGAAGCUAAGGGAUCACUGCAAGGCGGUGAACAUAAGUCCGCCUACGCCAAAGAGCCCUAAUCCGCGGAACAAACGGAAAAGUCAACAGCCUGGAGUCAACCAAUCCACACAAACCGACGAGGAACCUACUAAGGCCACGCCGGUACUUUGUUCUGUGGCCGUACAAGUGGAGAAUCUAAUAGAGACCAGAGACCAAGGCACGCAGCACAAAAACACCACCACCACCCGAGGAACCACAACAGCAUCCUUUAUUAAGCAACACGAUGUGGGCACCUGCUUUCCUGAACCCAAACCCCUGCCAAAUGUGCGGCAAAUACUUGAUGAAAUGCUUUCGUGGCGGGAGGAUAUUUUAAUUGAACCGAUGAGUCCGCUGAGCGAUCCGCAACCGGAGUUGGACAUACCCGCAACAGCGAGUGUGGCCACCUGCACCACGCUGUGUGACAUACACCGCGAGAUUGACUUUAUAUCUGACCUUUCGGCCCAAAUCAAAGUUUCCGCCUCACGCCCGCCCUCGCGAACCAUGCUGGAUAGUGUUAAAGAAGAGACCAGGACUUCUAGGGAACUAGCCAAGGAACUGUUCAACUUUCUACCUCAAAACCAAAGUUGCCUGACUAGCCUUCCGCCACAGGCCUUCGAGGAGCUCUGGCAAGUCUUUGGCCAAAUGGUUCUCGGCCUGUUGCACAGGCGCUCAAAUCCAUCGCUGGCUACGCCACCAAGCGUUAGCCAAGCGGAUUUCAGUAGCUGGCUGUACGAGCUCUAUGAGGGCACGCAGAGCCAGACGGAGCUGACCUCCGACAAAAACAUCAGCAAGAGAGAUUUCGCCACCAGCACAGAGUGCAUAGAUGUUGGAACAAAUCCCAUCAUUGAGUCACCCAACAUUAGCUACGGGGGAGAUGUCACACCAAUUCGUCUGCCUUCCAAGCCCAGAGAACCAAAGCGAAGAUCCAAAAAACGUAAAGCUGGUACAGAACCGAAGCACAUACUCAAACGAAAAUGUCUGGAGAUGGAGCCAGUAGGUCUUGAAAAAAAUACUGAAUCAGAAGUGGAGCAUGAACAAAAGCCAGAAACGGCAAUCCAAUUUUUAAGCAAUUUAAAAUCUUUUAACAUGGCCAACUGUGAUAACCUUGAAAUGGAAUUGGAUGAGGAGGAACUCUAUCUGCUUCAACUAACUUCCGUCUCGAAAAAGCAAGACAAUGAUGAAAACAUGAGAGAUGAGGUUUCAAAAGACUCCGAAAGCCUGGCAGAAAACACCGAGUUACCAUUGCCAGGAAAUAAUGUUAAAGAUUGUUUGUCGGCAGUUCAGAAAGAGAACGUUUCGUCUUCAAAAGAUGAUACUGCUAAUGAAGAAAAUUGCAACUCACAGAAUAAAAAUAACAAAUCGCUGUCCAAUAAAACUCAAAAUUCGGAUGUUAAUACUUUUAAAUGCCCACAAACUUAUACGAGUUGGGCAGAAUUUUCUCCGAUUGAAGCCAUUCCAUUGCAUCCAUCUUCGUAUAGCAGUGAUGUCGAAACGAAUGCGAUGAAAGAAAAUGUAUUGGCUGAAGAAAGAAUCAAACCAUUCAGCGAGAAACCAGAUGAUUUACCAGAAAGAUCUGACUUGGUAACGUCCCUAUUCGGUAGCGAUUCCGAUAUAGAGUACGAAUCGAGUGAAGAUCAUAUAGAUUCACAGUUUCCUGAAUCAAAGGAUGAUUCUGAUGAUAGCGACGAAACAAAUACCAAUCAGCGAACAAAAGAUUUAUUGUUCGGCAGUGAAUCAGAUUCGGACGGAGAGGAGGAGCAAGUGGUCAACAAGUUACAAGACAACGAAUUUGAGCUUAUUGUUCAAAAAAAUCAGUUUGAUAAACUAAACACAUCCGAAUCAGCACCAAUUGAAGAAGUUUCAGAGUCCAAUACUGCGAAGGAACCAUCUCUUAAAGAACUGGCUGAUAAAAAUGAACAUGAGGAUGACUGCCAAGUUAAUACAGUCUCCAUAGCGUCACCUAGUCUGCCUGAUUUAGUCAUAGUAGAACCACCUUUACUCACCGAAAACUCAUGCCCUGAAGUUCAGACUAAGGAGAAUGCACAACAAACAACAUAUAUUGCCACCCAAAGCUCGAGUGACGAAUCCGAGGACGAGUGUAGUCUGGUUAUUGACGAAGCAAUCUCAACAAUGCAGCCAGAGGAAAAACAUUCAGCUCGAAAAAUACCUGUGAAACCAAGAUCGCAAAAUGAGGUAAAAAUCUCUUCCCCCCCGGAAGUUCGUUUUACUCGUCAGAGAGCUAGACAAUUGCUAGACGAAGAGAAAUGCAAUCCAGUAAAAGGGGUUUCGCUUGUGCAACAAAUUAGGAAUCAACUUAAACAGGCAUUCAUUAAAUCAGAGCCUUUUAAUAAUGACUUAAAGCUUGAUUUUAAUCCUACACAUGAAGUAAGGGAAAAAGCAUCAGAGACACAUAUUGAACUAGAGGCAAUUGAGCACACAUAUGCAAUCAGCGAAGAGUCACCAGCAUCUCCAGUUCCAACGUCAAUGGAUGAGCUCACUGACCCACCAACUGAAAUUCCCCUAGAGCAAGCUGUUACUAGCAAUGAAGAUGGUCAAUACAAGUCAAUCCUUCAACAUGUAAUAAAUGCGGAGAAAGGGGUGAAAAAGUUUAACAAGAUGAAAAGGAAAUCUUUGGGAAAGUCUCAGCCUCAGCUUUGCGCCUCUAUAGGUAAAUAUCUUCGGGACACCAUUCAACUUGAGUCUACCUGCAGUGAUUUAGCGUUGGAGAUCUACAAAGUGACUAAAGAUGAGAACGUGAUCGUCAAUGCAAUGGUAACAGUGAUCUGCAAAAUUGGCACAGAGGAAAAUCCCGUAGAACGUCUGAUGACUGCCUUGAAAUAUUUUAACUUUUCUCAGAGAUUUAUGGCUGAGCUAGAGGAGCGUCUGUUUCGGAAUGUGAAAGAGCGGCCAAAUGCUGAGUUGGCGCUGAAGUACGUCAAGCUCUACUUGAAGGCAGUGUCCCUACAAGCUAAUAUGUCGGUGGGAUAUGUGAAUCCCGCAAGGUUACUGCUGGCUAAAAUUUUAUAUCACUUCGACCGGGAUAUGCCUCCUCUGGCUUUAGAGCUGUUGUGCCAAUUUCCCACGGUGCUUCCACACCGCGAACAGCGGGAAUAUGACAACUCGGAUCCCUUGAUCACCGUGAUUAAGCACCUGCUGAUGAGCCGGCAGUAUGACAUGCAUGAUCCGGAGGGACCUGAGCGACUACUGCUAUCCAAGUUGCGAUUCGAAUAUCACUUCCAGCCUUUUGAGCCAACUUCACACCAGGUGUUAGAAAACUUGGUGGGAAAACUGAAAGCUGGUCGUCUAGAGGAGCUGGGUUACGCCUUUGCACUGUUCUGCCGACGCUCUGCAAACCUUAAAGUGUUUGAUACAGUGCUGGGGGAACAUCUGAUGCCGCUUGCCAUCAGCUCCUGUGAUCUUGCUGCCGAGAACGAUUCGUACGAUGACCGGCUUGUGCUACUGCUGCACUGCAUCUCUGUGGUUUUGAAACCCCUGCCUAAACAAACUGAUAUCUCCGCUUUCAUUGGGUUCUUGAAGCGGUUACUCGUGGCAGUGCCACGAUCUGGAGUUCAACUGGCGGCAGUGCAGGCCGGUCUGCGUCUACAAAGAUUCGGCUUCAAGUACACUUUGGAUGUCCUAAAAGAGUACAGGCCAAACUAUCAGCUGGAUCCGCUAACGAGAGCCAUGUUAAGAUGCUUUGUGGAACGGCGAAAAAAUCUUCGAAACGUGGCGGCCGCUGGGAGAUCUUCAAAAGUUUAGAGGGUUCCUUGUAUGAAUUGCAACUAUUUAUUUAUAUAUGUAAUUGUAUAGAAUUUGAAUUAAACUAAAUGCCAACUGC
This is a messenger RNA of Drosophila eugracilis, 4506 nucleotides long. RefSeq names its product little elongation complex subunit 1 (gene Ice1). Bases 159 to 4427 code for a protein of 1422 amino acids. The transcript is spliced from 3 exons. The record is from RefSeq and is a predicted model, not a curated record. Lineage: Eukaryota; Metazoa; Arthropoda; Insecta; Diptera; Drosophilidae.